UUCAAAACGCGAUAAGCGCCAUUUUUGAAAAAAAUGAGAUAAGGUGCCCAUAUUGUAAAGCUACUCAGUUACUAUUAGGAAAACUUAAUUUUAAUCUUCACGGCGCAAAAUUUUCAUUUUAUUUCUAUUUUUGAAAAAAACGUUUGGUUUCAAAACGCGGCAUUGUCGAUUUUAUUUAGCGUCAAAAUGCGGUAUCGAUUCGGACCAAUCCGGGUAAAUAUUACUAUUUAUCUGCGCAUGCGCAUUAAGCAUCUCUAAGUGAAACAAUUGUUAAAAUGGCGGACUUUGAUGGUCACGACGAAAGUGUUGUACUGACAUUUAAGUCCAGAAAAAAGAAGAGGUCAUGCACAGAAAGAGAAAAAGAAAAGAUCUUUCGUCAUUCAGGAGAAGGAAUGAUCCCGUCCAUUUCGUGUAAUCAUAUUAAAGGAUUCUGCAAGGCUCAAGAUAUAACACCUGAUGACCUGGUGAAAUGCCAUGCAGAUUUUUACAGCAAACUGGACAAAGUGUCACAAGAUGCUGCUAUAGUAGCUUUGCUUGAUGCGGACAACACGAAAAGAGUGAAUGAUCAGAGGAAAAAAACAAGACACAUGACGAUCAAAUACUUUCUUUGUAGUGAUGGAAACAAGCUGCAAGUUUGCCAGUCUUCUUUUUGUUCAGCAUUGUGGAAAAACUGGGAUUCAUUCAACACAAAGGAGCCUGGAAAAAAGAACUGUGUAAAGGUGGCUAAAAAGACAGAUGUUCUUUGUGUUCUCGAAGCCGUAGGAGUGGAGGAGAGAAUAAAGAUUUCUUAUGAGGCACUGCUAUGUGAUGCUACUGAGGAUGUUGCUCAUUCUAACUCUGAUGUAGAUAGUGCCUAGUUUGUCUGAGUUAUUUAUUUUUUCUUGCUUCACUCAUUUUUGUUUUCAACCUUUUUUUUUUUAUUUCAUACUAUUUCUUUUACAUUUUAUGAUUGUAGUAUAAACUAAUAAACUUUUUUCUUCUUUUAAAACUAUUUUAUGUUGACUUUUUUAGUUCUUUAGACUUUGUUAACACAGUUCAACAGUAGAAACGACAAGCUGUACUCUUCAAAUUAAAGUCUCUCGUUAGAGACUUGCAUCAUUUUGAAAAUGGUUCAAAUAACUGAAAUUACUCAAUAAAAACACUUUAUAGUAACAGAAAAACAUGGUACAAUUGUAGUAAGAUGGUAACACUGGGAAUAUAAGUGGGUUUUAAUAAAAUAAUAAACUAAAAUAUUGGA
Molecule: messenger RNA, 1237 nt
Organism: Physella acuta
Lineage: Eukaryota; Metazoa; Mollusca; Gastropoda; Physidae
Source: RefSeq, a predicted model, not a curated record